This is a messenger RNA of Somion occarium, 1552 nucleotides long. The record is from the annotation of a GenBank genome assembly. Lineage: Eukaryota; Fungi; Basidiomycota; Agaricomycetes; Polyporales; Cerrenaceae.
GCCGAAGUAUGCGGAAUCUCAUCCAUCUACGCAGUCUUUCAUAGCCCUUGCCCAUGCACCGGAUAUCAGCGGUAGCAUGCCUUAUUGUGCUCAAACCUUCAGGCUUCAUCGCGUGCUAAGAAAAGGACGACGUAUGCCAGCAGAGCUUACGACUUGGGCCGGCAGGGCUUGUCGAAUACCGUUUUGCCGGCAAAAGGUCACCAUGCCAGUGCAUGGAAAAUCCUGGCGUUUCUAUUGCCUGCGUAGGCUUUUUAUAUUUAAAGCCACCUGAGAAAGGUGAGAAGUAUUCCCAGACCCGCAGCACUUUCCCUCAUCUGAGACGUCAUUGAAAAAAGGCUUGACAGCUUCUCUCCUCGUCUUCUAUCCGCCUAACGAAGUUUGACACUUUGAACAAGCACUUUCGUCUAUUAUGGGAAAUGCUAUUGGUACUUUUCGUACUGUAUGGGACCAGUCACUUCCCCCGAAGUCAAAGUUCUCGACCGACCAGAUUCCCGACCUUACUGGCCGAGUUGUCAUCGUAACAGGUGGUAACGUUGGAGUCGGAAAAGAAACCAUUAAGGCAUUGCUUGAACAUAAUGCGAAAGUGUAUAUGGGCUCGCGAUCGAAGAGCAAGGCCGAUGCUGCUAUCAAGGAUCUGAAAGCAGCUACGGGCAAGGAGGCCAUCUUCUUGGAGCUCGACCUUAGCAGCCUUGCAUCCGUUCGUCGUGCGGCGGAUGAAUUCUUAAGCAAGGAGACAGAGCUUCACUUGUUAUUCUUAAACGCCGGCGUCAUGGUGCCUCCUCUGGAUCAGAUAACUGCUGAGGGAUACGACCUUCAAUUCGGUACCAAUGUUGUUGGUCAUUUCCUCUUCACCAAACUCCUUCUCCCUGCUCUCCUGGCAGGAAAGGAGACGUCGCCCGAUAAACACGCUAGGGUCAUCACUACCUCUUCCUCAGCGGCCUACUUCUUCACGCUCGAUUGGAAUUCCUUCAAAGACGGGCCUGCACGUAAGAAACUGGGCAUACAAAGAUUGUACGCCCAGAGCAAGUUUGCGAAUGUUCUCUUUGCUCGUGAGCUUGCGAGACGAUACGGUCAUCAGGGAAUUAUCUCGAUUGCCGUGAACCCAGGUAACCUGAAAACCGACCUUCAGCGUAAUCUCAAGGGUUUGCAAAAGAAGCUUGUGAACUUGAUGCUCUACCCUGCCUCAUACGGUGCCUUGACGCAGCUCUGGGCAGGAACGAUGCCGGAGACGUUAAACCACAAUGGCGAGUUCCUGAUUCCGUGGGCGAGACUUGGCAGGUGCAGACCUGAGGCGUACGAUGCUGAACUCGCUGAGAAGCUUUGGAACUACCUUGAUGAGGAGGUUAAGGCCUUUGAGAAGAAGUGAUUAUGACUAACGCUCACGUAGGCCCGUCUCUGGUCUAUUGCUUGGUGUUUGGUUGCUCCAAUACGUUCAUUGUAUGAUAUCCUUUGUACCUGUAACAUUAUUUAAUGUUUGUGAACUCCUAUUCUCCUGUACGCUCGGCCACUGCUGUAGUGGACAUACUCUUUCAGCAAUCAUCGCUUAACUUGC